AUGACAGAAUAACUAAACGUGCUUGCUAACUGUCUGCCGAGCCGAGCCGAGCUGCAACAAACACGCUCGUUAUGUCUCGCAAUCAAAGCACAACACGUGGGUUCGCAAAAAUGAGCGCGUUGAAUAUUUUGGACUUAAACGAUGAUUGCCUUGGUUAUUUGCUAAAUUAUCUGACGGCUGAGGAUCAAAUCAGUUUUGCCCAAGUCUGUUGUCGAUUUCGUGCGGUGGCUAUAGCGUGGGCCGGGAAGCAAUUUCGCCAGUUUACGCUAGACGAAAACAGCUCAAGACAAGAGCUGAUCGGAUUCUGCAUUUGCCGUGAAUCAGUCGAGGGUCUAACCAUCGAUUUGGAGUACUUUGAUACUUCGCGAUCAUUUCGCAAUUUUGGAUGUGUAGCGCCCAUCAAUUGUUUUAGCAUACUUUGCCUAACUUUAACCGGAAUGGUCAGCUUGAAGCGUUUAAUUGUUAAAAAGUCAAAAGAGAAGAGCUUCAUUCCAAUUGAAAAGCCCUUUGAGAAAAUUUUAACUGCCGUUAGGGGCUUAAAUGAGCUCAAAGUUUUAGAAUUGCAUGCGAGAGAUGAAUUUACCUAUGAUAAUGUAAUCCAGCUCAAACAUCUUGAGGAGCUACAUCUGCACAUAGCACAAAUAAACGCUCCAGUUCUCGCUAAGUGCUGCAAAUCGAAUCUCAGUCUACGCCAUCUAUACCUCGGCUAUAACAGCGUCCAGCGUAAUCUGUCCGAUAUAGUCCCAUAUUGUGCCAAUCUGGAAACGCUUCAAUUUGGCAUGAUGGCGGAGCCAUCCGCUUACAAGCCACUAGCUAAGCUGCCUAAGCUGAGGCAGCUUAUACACUUUGGAGUUCGGCGCAGCGGCUCCUUUGUGCCGCUACUUACCGAUUUGGCUGCGCGGCGGCAACAGCUACAACGUCUGGAGAUCGAUGGAGGCACCCUCAGCAUAGAGGAGACACUGCAAAUUGUCCGACAGUCCGGCCUGCGGCAGCUGAAGUGCUUCUGCUCGACAGCAGAAAGUGUGGAGAUGCUGUCGCAGUUGACGCAGCUGCAGGAGCUGAGCAUUUGGAUGUCUAGCAGAACAGAAAUUUCAGCUGCUCUGCUAAAAGUUAUAGGGGAAUGCAAGCAUUUGCAGCUCUUGUGCAUUGCUUCGGGAAACGUAAGCCCUGAUUUUAUUGAGGACGUCACAAAAUUGCUGUUUGAGAACAGAACGGAACCGAAUCAAACGCCGCUAAAGCUAGAACUUCCCUUUACGGAUUGUACGAGCCGUAAUAAGGAACUAUCUCAACGCAACAAAGUUCUAAGCUGCUCAGCAUUUGAAAUUGAUUCUUGGAAAUGUUGAAAUAUUAGUUUUGCGAAUUGAUGUGGCAUUUAUUAUGAGUAUCAAGUCGGGCCGGUAAAUUAGACUUGAAGAGCAUUAGAUUUUGCACAGGAAUCUAAAAUAACCACAUUUUAACAGUUAAUACUCAACUGUGAUCUAAAAAUUAUUUAAUUUUAAGAAAAGAACAAAAUGAUAAUUUUUAGCAAAUAUAACCUCAUAAUUGAACAGGAACUGUAUUGUAAAAACCUUCAUUAACUCAUUAAUAAUGUAAGAAACAGCAGAAAUAAAAUAAUAUAUUCGAUAGUAA
Drosophila montana is the source of this 1629-nucleotide messenger RNA. RefSeq lists its product as uncharacterized. The transcript is spliced from 4 exons. The record is from RefSeq and is a predicted model, not a curated record. NCBI's taxonomy places the organism in Eukaryota, Metazoa, Arthropoda, Insecta, Diptera, Drosophilidae. Gene Ontology annotation, molecular function: protein binding. The coding region runs from base 72 to 1343 and encodes 423 amino acids.